AUGGAUCAAUGGCCGGGCUAUCAGGACGCUGCCGGCGCUUCGAGAAGAUAUAACGGCAGCAGUCAAACGACGCCUACUCGUGAAUACCCUCCACAGCAAUCUGGAAUGGUACAUCCACCCGCUGGCUUCAAGUACGAUCAAUACCAGGGCCCAAUAAAUUCUCAUUCUGCACAGUCUAGUGUCGCGUCACCUGUAACCUCACCGCGCGAUGGUAAUGGCGACGUUCCGAUGCAAGACGUCCAUGAUCCCUACGGCGCCAUGAAGUAUCCUAUGCGCCCACACCAUCAAUCCCAUCUCUCUGGCAGCCGAUCGGCCAACCUCCAUUCACCUUCUGAGCCCUCAGCUGCUGCCCAGCGUUACUCACCGAUGGAAGUUCUAUCACCCACCUCGCCCUAUAGCUCCGGCUCCAAGGUGGCAUCAGCCCAAGGGCAGUAUUCAACACCACAUAGCCAGCGUCAGUCUCCGAGUAGAUCCGACUACCCUCCUACAAGCCCUUAUUAUAGUCGUCAGGGUUCGCAACAGCUUCCCCCGAUAGCGCCUUAUGUCAAUAACCAAGAAAACUACCAGUCACCUACGGCCCCUACCCUUGAUGGCGCUUAUACUAAUGAUCCCAAGUCGCCUAGGCGGCCGCCACAUCCACAGGCGUCCAAGGUACCAGCUGAGAAAAAGCCCGUUCCGCAGCUCAGGAAAAUUGAGACACCAUCUGAAUUGCAGCCAAGAAUUAACGCACAGCCACCGUUUCGACGGGCAAACCCUGAGGGUGGUUUCAUCAGCCCUCUGCAAGCUCUCACAAUCCAAUUACCCGCGACCUACCGGAUUUGCAAUCCUAAUUUCAAGUACGAGUCCUCGAGAAAUCCUCGCCGCGUGUUAACCAAGCCGAGCAAAGGAACAAAGAAUGAUGGAUACGAUAAUGAGGACAGCGACUAUAUACUCUAUGUCAACGACAUACUGGGAUCGGAGGAGGCCGGCCACAAGAACCGGUACCUAAUUCUGGAUGUACUUGGACAGGGAACCUUUGGACAAGUUGUCAAGUGCCAAAAUCUAAAGACACAAGAGGUUGUGGCUGUUAAAGUUAUCAAGAACCGCACAGCCUACUUUAACCAGAGUAUGAUGGAGGUAUCAGUGCUUGACUUGGUGAAUACAAAGCUCGACAAGAACGACGACCAUCAUUUGUUACGGCUUAAAGACACAUUCAUACAUCGACAGCAUCUUUGCUUGGUAUUCGAAUUACUGAGCGUCAACCUGUAUGAAUUGAUCAAACAAAACCAAUUUCGAGGCCUGAGCACAACACUUGUGCGAGUUUUCGCACAACAGCUUCUAAACGGGCUGGCCCUUUUGAACAAGGCUCGAUUAAUACACUGUGAUUUGAAGCCAGAAAAUAUUCUAUUGAAAAACCUGGAGAGUCCGAUCAUCAAGAUUAUCGAUUUUGGUUCGGCUUGUGACGAGCGGCAAACUGUGUACACCUAUAUCCAGUCAAGGUUCUAUCGAUCUCCAGAGGUAUUACUGGGUCUUCCCUACUCAUCCGCAAUCGACAUGUGGUCUCUUGGUUGCAUUGUUGUCGAACUCUUCCUCGGGUUACCAUUGUUUCCUGGCUCUUCGGAAUAUAACCAAGUAUCAAGAAUUGUCGAAAUGCUUGGCAAUCCGCCGAAUUGGAUGAUUGAGGUUGGCAAACAAGCCGGCGAUUUCUUCGAGAAAAGACAAGACGAAUAUGGCCGAAAGAACUACCACCUAAAGAGCAUGGAACAAUAUUCGAGGGAGCGCAACGUGAAAGAGCAACCUAGUAAGAAGUAUUUUCAAGCGAAUAAUCUACCUGAGAUUAUAAAAACGUAUCCUUUACCACGAAAGAACAUGAAGCCGAGCGAAGUUGAGCGAGAAAUGAAUAACCGAACAGCUUUCAUUGAUUUCGUCCGAGGGCUGUUAACAAUCAGUCCGCUUGAACGGUGGUCUCCUCAACAGGCUAAACUUCAUCCUUUCAUUACCCAGCAGAAGUUCACAGGUCCUUUUGUUCCGCCGAUGAACUUGAAAGCAAGUUCGCUUAACCGGUCACCGGCACCAGGCACUCAACAACAACAGCAAGCCGCCGAACUUAGCAAACAGAGGGAAAGAGCUCAGGCAGCUCAGGCUCAAGCGCAAGCUCAGGCACAGGCUGCUGCUCAAGGCAACUAUGGGAUGCAGACUACCCAGUACCCCCAGUCUCCUCAUGCACAGCCUCCCAUAUAUGGAAACAACGGCAUGUACACGCCUGGCAGUAGUCAUGGAGGCGCACCUCCACCUUACGCUGCUCAGCAAUCCCCGUAUGGUCAAAUAGUCAUGAAUCAACCGCCAGCACAAAUGCCGGCUGCGAAUUAUGGUGGUGUACCACAACCGAACUUGUACCAACAAGCCACAGUUAGAGCCGGGCGUCAGCGAGCCUCUACAAUGGACCAACAGCAGAGCGGAAUUCCAGCAGCAAUCCAGAGAGUUGCAAGCCAUCUAGAUCCGAGCCAGCCGAUUCGACUGCAGCCGAGCCCAGCGUACUACCCUCCACCUGCUGAGGGAAUGGGUCUUACAGAUCCUGGCGCUGGUAGAGUUGCCGGUCGACGAGAUAGCCGAGCACAGAGGGGCGGUACCCGAGGCGGCAACAGGGAUUUUAUUCGCAAUUUGGAAGAACGAACAAUGGAAGAGGGUUUCAGUAACCAAACCACGUGGCAUUGA
Messenger RNA from Xylaria bambusicola, 2694 nucleotides. Its product is annotated as kinase-like domain-containing protein. Lineage: Eukaryota; Fungi; Ascomycota; Sordariomycetes; Xylariales; Xylariaceae. The transcript is spliced from 5 exons. Gene Ontology annotation, biological process: peptidyl-serine phosphorylation; peptidyl-threonine phosphorylation. Gene Ontology annotation, molecular function: protein tyrosine kinase activity; protein serine/threonine kinase activity; ATP binding. Gene Ontology annotation, cellular component: nucleus; cytoplasm. The record is from RefSeq and is a predicted model, not a curated record. The coding region runs from base 1 to 2694 and encodes 897 amino acids.